This is a messenger RNA of Penicillium chermesinum, 1596 nucleotides long. RefSeq lists its product as uncharacterized. Gene Ontology annotation, biological process: carbohydrate transport; transmembrane transport. The record is from RefSeq and is a predicted model, not a curated record. Lineage: Eukaryota; Fungi; Ascomycota; Eurotiomycetes; Eurotiales; Aspergillaceae. The coding region runs from base 1 to 1596 and encodes 531 amino acids. Gene Ontology annotation, molecular function: carbohydrate:proton symporter activity. The transcript has 3 exons. Gene Ontology annotation, cellular component: membrane.
AUGGGGUUCAAGCUCUCCGCCCUUGUGCCCGCGGGCUAUGGCAAAGCUAUUCAUAAUGCCCCACGGGAGGUGAUUUUCAACCGCCAAUUGAUGUUUUCAGCUAUCGUCUAUGCCACUGCGGCAAUUCCGGCGACCUGGGACCAGGGCUCUGCAUCGGUCGUCCCGUCUCUUCCAGGAUUCGAGAAAGCGUUUGGGAUUUCAUCUGGUGCAAAUGCGGGCCAAAUAAGGAACUUCAUCUCCAUUGUCUACAUCGGAUAUGCCGCUGGUGCAGCCAUGAGCUUUUUCAUCAACGAUACUAUCGGUCGCAGGUGGUCUUUCCGGCUGUACACAGCGAUCUGGAUCGUGGGGCAGCUGGUCGCUAUUCUCACCCCCACGCUCGCCGGUUUAUACGCUUCUCGCAUCAUAGUCGGAAUCGGAAUUGGAUCGCUCAGUGUGACUGGCCCAGUAUCGAUUGCGGAGAUCGCCCCGCAGGAAAUUCGCGGUCUCCUAACCUCCUGGUAUGUCGUUGCAAUGAGCUCUGCACUCCUAGCCUCCACCUUCUGCGUCUACGGAAUCAUCGUGCAUGUCGCGGCGAGCAAGCUCCAAUACCAGCUGGUCUGGUUCCCGCCCUGCAUCUUCAUGGCCUUCAUUGUCAUCGCGACUUUCUUCAUCAGCGAGUCUCCCAAAUGGCUCAUGGUCGUCAACAAACGCGAGGAGGCUGUUUAUGAAAUGUCAAGAUUACGCGGUCUACCGAACGAUCACCCCCGAGUGGUAGGCGAGAUUCUCGAGAUCCAGCACGUUCUCAGCAAUUCCGACUUCGGAGUGGGCGACCGCCGACCACCAUUGGGGACCCGACUGAAGAUUAUCGUGAAAGAAACCUUCACUGUCCCUUCCAAUCUGCGCCGUGUACAGCAAUGUCUGAUGUCCUACCUGCUGGCUCAGUUAUCCGGAGCCAAUUCGGUGACCUCAUACUUCGUCCCGAUCCUAACCCUGGUUGGUAUGGGUGGCAACAAGUCUCACGAUCUCUUCUUAACAGGAAUGUACACUUUGAUGAAACUUUGCUGCACGAUCAUCGCAUCUUUCUUUUUCAUUGACGUGCUCGGCCGGCGCAAGUCGCUUUUCGUGGGCGCCACCAUCCAGAUGAUCUCGGAUCUCUAUCUGGGAAUUUUCAUCAAAUACCAACAGCAAGGUGCGGUUUCGCACUCCGCCUCGCAGGCUGCUGUUGCAGCUCUCUUCAUUCAUGCGUUUGGAUAUGCCGUCGGCCUGUAUACUCUCCCGUAUGUCUUCGGUGGUGAGCUCUGGCCCAACCACCUCCGCUCCUUCGGCGCAGCCCUAGGACAGACGUUCCACUGGCUCUUCUUGUACGCCAUGAACUUCGGCACCCCAUCUCUCCUCGAGAAGACCAACAACUGGGGCGCAUUUAUCUUCUUCGCCGCCUGGUGCUUCGUCGCCCUGCUCUACGUCUACCUCAUUGUGCCUGAAAUCUCCGGCCUCAGCGUCCAAGAAAUUGACAGCCUCUUCAAGGGCCCCUGGCUCAAAGGCUACGGCAGAGUCCGCUCCGCAUCCGGUCUCGAAGGCGUGGAGCCUACGAAGACCGACGAGGACCCCUUGCCGUAA